Messenger RNA from Colletotrichum paranaense, 276 nucleotides. RefSeq lists its product as uncharacterized. Bases 1 to 276 code for a protein of 91 amino acids. The transcript has a single exon. The record is from RefSeq and is a predicted model, not a curated record. Lineage: Eukaryota; Fungi; Ascomycota; Sordariomycetes; Glomerellales; Glomerellaceae.
AUGCAACUCUGCUUCGUCUCCAAGUCCGAGUACGGCAGCCCAAACGAUUAUUCCUGCUUGGAGUACCGACGUUCCGGUCUGGAAUGCUCCUCAACGCCGAAUUUGGCCCAAGAUGGUGCUUCCGUGCCGGAAUCCAAGUGCAGCUUUGCGCCGGCUUCCACGGCGAACGCUGCAAGCUUUGCCUGCGUCAAACCAUCAACAAUGGGCCCAUGGAAUGCAGCCGCUCGCCCGUCCGACUUGCCUUGGUGGGCCCAAGAAGCGCGCAAGUUUACCUGA